Sphaerodactylus townsendi is the source of this 4058-nucleotide messenger RNA. It is a transcript of the gene APLP1, whose product is annotated as amyloid beta precursor like protein 1. NCBI's taxonomy places the organism in Eukaryota, Metazoa, Chordata, Lepidosauria, Squamata, Sphaerodactylidae. Gene Ontology annotation, molecular function: alpha-2B adrenergic receptor binding; transition metal ion binding; alpha-2A adrenergic receptor binding. The coding region runs from base 217 to 2379 and encodes 720 amino acids. The transcript is spliced from 17 exons. Gene Ontology annotation, cellular component: Golgi apparatus; plasma membrane. The record is from RefSeq and is a predicted model, not a curated record. Gene Ontology annotation, biological process: axonogenesis; central nervous system development.
GGGUUGCGGCGGCGGCGGCGGCGGCAGGAGCAGCAGCAGCAGCAGCAGCAGCAGCAACAGCGACGGCGGGGCCAGCAGCGGCACCAGCCACCAGCGCCUCCUGUCAUUGUCGCAGCCCGGCUGGCAGCCGCAGCGCCCGGAGCCGGUGCAGCCGCGCUCCUUCCCCUGCUCUCCCGCAGCAGCAGCCGCCGCCGGAGUCCCGGCCGAGCCGUGGCCAUGCUUGGGGCGGCGGGAUGCGCCCCCGUUGCGCGCCGUCUCCUGGCGCUCCUCUGCCUGCUCGCCUCGACCAGCGGCCCCGCAGCGGCGGCCAACACCCAGGUGAUGGGAGCCGCCCUUGGCCCGCCUCUGGGGGACCCCCAAGUGGCCAUGUUCUGUGGGAAACUGGUGUUGCACCUCAACGUACAAACAGGCCGUUGGGAGCCGGACGCCUUCGGUACCCACACUUGCUUCCGCACCACCGAAGAGAUCCGCAGCUAUUGCCAGGAGGUAUACCCUGAGCUGCAGAUCACCAAUGCCGUGGAGGGCACCCAGCCCGUCACAAUUGACAACUGGUGCAAGAAGGGGCGGCCCCGGUGCAAAAACCAUCGGCACAUUGUGGUGCCUUAUAGGUGUCUGGUGGGUGAAUUUGUGAGUGAGGCGCUCCUUGUGCCGGACAAAUGCAAAUUCCUGCAUCAGGAGAAGAUGGACUCCUGUGAGAGCUAUUUGUAUUGGCACAGCGUGGCCAAAGAGGCCUGCAGCGGUGAGGAACUGGAACUUCACAGCUACGGCAUGCUGUUGCCUUGUGGGGCCGACCGCUUCCGAGGGGUCGAGUACGUGUGUUGCCCUUCACGCCCCGCGCCCGUCAGGGUAGAACAAGCCACUGAGGCCCCUCCGAGCCUCGCCCAUCUGAGGGCGGAAGCGCUGUACAGUAACAAGGUUCCAACAGCUCGCAUCCCAACGGAGGAAGAGAGCUUGGAACUGGAGGAAGAUCAGGACCUGGACGAGGAGGAAGAAGAAGUGGAGGAAGAAGAGGAAGAGGAGGAGGAGGAGGAAGAGAGCCCUGUAGACAAUGCCUCGGACACAGACCCCUUCCCCAACGCCUGGGAUGACUACUUCGUGGAACCGGGUUACUACGAUGACAGCAUCACCCAGACGACCAUCACAACCACCACGCAGACCACCGAAGAGGACGUCAAACUGACCCCAACCCCUCGCCCGACCGACGGAGUGGACGUUUAUUUUGAAAUGCCCGGAGACGGGAGCGAGCACGCCAACUUCUUGCGGGCCAAGAUGGAUCUGGAGGAGCGCCGCAUGAGGCAAAUUAACGAGGUGAUGAAAGAGUGGGCCGAGGCUGACAACCAAGCCAAGAAUUUGCCCAAGACGGAUCGGCAGGCACUCAAUGAGCAUUUCCAGUCCAUCCUCCAGACGUUGGAAGAACAGGUAGCCAAGGAGCGACAACGGCUGGUGGAGACUCACCUUGCCCGGGUGGUGGCCCUGCUGAAUGAUAACCGACGUGCGGCACUUGAGAGCUACCUGACAGCUGUACAGAGUGAUUUCCCUCAGCCGGACCGCGUCCUGGCAGCCCUAAAGAGGUACGUGCGAGCAGAGCAGAAAGACCAGCGCCACACCCUCCGCCAUUACCAACAUGUGGCUGCCGCCGAUCCCGAGAAGGCUGAGCAAAUGAAGUUCCAGGUGUAUACCCACCUCCACGUCAUUGAAGAACGGAUGAACCAGAGCUUGGCCUUGCUUUACAAGAAUCCUCAGCUUGUUCAAGAGCUGCGGGGGGACAUUGAGGAGCUGCUGAGGUCAGAAAGGGUGGCAACCAAUGAUCUGCUUACUACCUCCAUCUCGGAGACACGCACCACGGAGGAGUUCCUGCCCAUGGACAGUAGCGAGGACAUGGCCGCCGAGAGUCAUUCGUACCCACGUGAUGGAGAAGAUUCUGAACAAGUUGACAAGAAAGCUUCUGGACAGGCAGAAUACGACUACCCAACGAGCGACAAAGCCUUGCUCUAUGAGUACGAGAGGAAGGUUAAUGUGUCUGCCUUGGACCUCAAAAGGCUGGUGUACAAAUCCCAAGAGAUCCAACGGGACGAGUUGGUAAGUGGCUCUGGAGCCAGCCCGAAACAGCUUCACCUCGCCUUCCCAUCUGGCCAGGAACCAGACACCUUGGUGACCAUCAACAGGGGUGCCUUGAUCGGCCUUCUAGUGGUGGCCGUGGCAGUUGCCAUGGUGAUCAUCGUCAGUCUCCUGAUGGUCCGCCGGAAGCCCUACGGGACCAUCAGCCACGGCAUUGUUGAGGUGGAUCCUAUGGUUAGCCCCGAGGAGCGGCAGCUGAACAAGAUGCAGAACCACGGCUACGAGAAUCCCACCUACAAAUUCUUUGAGGAGAUGAACUGAGUUCCUCGGUGCUACGGGUGGGGGCGGGGAAUGUGGUGUCACUGGGGAAGUGGGUGUUACCAUGGGGGUGGGAGGGGGUGGAAUCUACAGGGGGAGAGGGGUAGGUUCGCCACGCACCGUCCAGUUCUUCCCACCGACCUUUUCUUCCUCUGCCCUGGCUGAGCCUUGCCUUCUCCCCCUUUGCAAGUUCCUUUUGUCCAGUGGGGGGGGAUUCAAAUAAUUCAACAACUGGUUGUUUACAAGGCACCGUUUUAACAACCGGUUCAGCCGAACCGGCCGAAUCCCACCACUGCUUUUGUCCCUCCCUCCAUUUGCCGUAUUCCUCUCUCCACCUCUCUCUCUCUGGGCUUCACGGCUCCCACUGCUAGCCUCCCUUCCCCCCACAUCCUCCAAUUUCACAAUCCCUUCCGCCCCCUCCCCCCCCAGUCCCGGUACUGCUGGUCUCGGGGUACGUUUCGAGGUACGUCGGCUCGUCCGGCUAUCUCCGCAAAGCGCCCGUACCCCUCGUCGAAUCUGCAGCACCCUCAUGCAAAAUUCUGAGGGGCGCACGGAGGACUACACCCUGCUCCCUAACAGCUCGUGUGCGCACACGCCGCCAGCCAGUGCUCAGUUGCUUGGGACUGUCACACGAGCGUUUCCCUAACCUUACACAGGGCGGACUGUAGCUUUGACCCUUGAAGUCCACCGCCUCCACAUCAUGCGCACGGGUAGCGCCGUAUCCCACCAAGCCCCCUACCCAUUCUAUCAGCUGCACUCAUUUGUAACUUUUCUUUUGGUAGCUUGUGCGCAAGAUAAGUGCACCGUGCACACUCAGACCUUUGCUAACCUCACCAGGCUCCCGUGUCAGAACCCACGUCUGCCUACUCUUGCUUGCUCCCCUCCCCUCCUGUCCCCCACCCCCUCCGUCCCCUGGCCUUAUAUUAUGCUUCCUUUUUCAACUCCUCACUAGUUGCACUUAAUUUAUUGGAAAGCCAGCUGUGACGGAGAUCGCAGCAGGUGAGCCCCUCCACGUCCCUUCUUCCAGGGAACUUCCGUCAGCACCUUUCUUGACUAGUUAGGGGAGGGGAGAAGAGAAGGCUCCUGCUCUCCCUCCCCCUCGCUUCCACUCCUUAACAAUGUAAGGGAGGCAGGUAAAAGUUGCUGAAAACAGACAAGAGGGCUGGCCGUUGUCCAUUCUGGCAGUUCGUUGACUUGGCAGUAAGGUCAGCAGAUGUCACAGCAGCGGAGGGUCCGUUAUCAGGCCGAUUUCCCCCUCUGCAAGCGGGGCGUUUUCCUGAUGGCGGAACAUCGCCAAUCGCCACAAGGUGCCGCAGUAUGGCAUUGAUCGUCACCUUCCUAAGAUCUGUAGGAACGAGCCAUCUUGGCACUGUGGAAAAGGGAGGACAGCGUGGUUGUUGGGGCCGGAUUACCUUGUAACAGCAUCCACCCCCACCAGACUUUUAUCCGUCGCUAGAGGCUGGGCGAUGCUCUUGAUUUCUCCGGCUUUUAUAGGGUUGCUUUUGGUGGCUUCUUAAGGAAAUACACUACACUGGUUGACUUACACUAACGGGAUUUAGGGGGUAGAGAAUUUGCAACAAUUGCUAGGGGGCUUAUUUUUGGUUUUGUCCACUCGUUUCCCAAGAUCUAAUCCACCCUGGAGAGCCAGGGGGGUGGGGGCGAACUACCUACCGUGUUUUCCC